AUGAGUUCGGCUAGGUUACGGGCAGCUGAGCCCAUAAUCAAGGCCACCAUUGACGAAUACACCACGGGAGCCAACCGUCGGAUCGCUGGGCUGUACUAUACAGCUGUUCGUGGUGAUGGCGAAUUACUUUUUGAGUAUGCGUCUGGCACGAGAGGUCUGCAUUGUCCCGAGCCCAUGUCGGAAGACACGGUCUUCUGGCUAGCAUCCUUCACGAAACUUUGCACGUCGAUUGCCGCUAUGCAGCUUGUUGAGCGCGGAGUCUUGGAUUUAGAUAAUUCCCAGCAGCUCGAGUCCAUUGCACCGGAGCUCCGCGACAUCAAGGUACUGCAGGGAAAUAAAGGAGGCGGCCUCUUGGUACCCAAAAUGGGCAGUAUAACAUUGCGAAUGCUUCUCACUCAUACAGCCGGCUUCGGGUACGCCUUUGAGGACGAGAAGUUGGCCGAGUACGGGAGACCAGUGGGCCUAGACGAUUUCUGCGGAGAGCCAUCCGACCUGUUUCGACGUCCACUCGUCAAUCAUCCUGGCGAGAAAUUUCAAUACGGAACCAGCAUGGACUGGGUCGGCAUCCUCAUAGAGCGAGUAACUGGGAUAUCUCUCGAGCUAUACUUUCGGGAAAACAUCUUUCAGCCACUCGGCAUUGAAAGCAUCACUUUCCAUCCCUCCGAAGAGCAUGUCACGAAUCUGGCAUAUAUGCACCGACGAAAUAAAGAUGGCAGUCUGGCCCAUGCAGACCACAUAUAUUCCGAACCACUCAGAGCAGCCACGAGUCCGUCACGGGACAAUGUUUUCUGUGCUGGUGGCCACGGCUGUUUCGGAAAGCCUUCAGACUUUGCUAAAAUCAUUGCCAUGCUCUUGAACCAAGGCAGGGAUGCAACAACAGGCCGGGAAAUCCUCCAGAAAUACACUGUCAAAGAAAUGUUUCGAGAUCAGCUUGUGGACAAGCCUCGAUAUAGUAGCGAAAGCGUUCCAGUGGCCAAACCAUGGCUUGCAAACCCAACACCCCUAUUUCCCGUGGCCAGUGAUCAUACUGAAGGAUGGGGACUCUCGUUCUCCAUUAGCCAUUUUCCGCAUUCUACGGGACGAGCUGCCGGCUCUGCGAGUUGGGAAGGCUUGGCGAAUUUGUUCUGGUUUGCUGACCCGGUGAACAAUGUUGGCGGUAUCAUUGCUUCACAAAUUCUACCUUACGGAGAUGCAUCUGUCAUUGAAUGUUCGGAUCGUGUGGAAAAAAUGGUCUACUCAAGUUUGGGAAUCUCAUAA
This is a messenger RNA of Pestalotiopsis fici W106-1, 1257 nucleotides long. RefSeq lists its product as uncharacterized. The transcript is spliced from 5 exons. The record is from RefSeq and is a predicted model, not a curated record. Lineage: Eukaryota; Fungi; Ascomycota; Sordariomycetes; Amphisphaeriales; Sporocadaceae. The coding region runs from base 1 to 1257 and encodes 418 amino acids.